AUGGCUGGUGCAGCCAAGCGCCGUGCCGCCGAGGAGCGCGAUGCCCGUCGUACCGAGCGUUCCCACCACUCCAACUCUGGAACCUCCUCCUCUGGCAGCAAGCCCAAAUCUGACGCCCGUUCUACUGCGAACUCUGCCCACAGCUCCAACUCCAAGUCUAUUCACGGCUACGAUGGUGAGCGUGAUCCGGACUCUCCCACCUCCGUCACUCGCAAUCCCGCCACCUCUCGUGUCAUCGUUGAGGCCAAGAACUUCGACAUUUCUGCCGCCGGUUGGGCCACCGUUCGUGGUCUCUCUGCCGCAGCUAUGCCUCCUCGCGUGGGCCCUUCUAAGCUCGGCUCCAGCGUCAAGGUUGGGCUCAACACUUUCCGCGUCAAGAAGACCCCAACUAAGAAGGUUUACCAAUUUGAUGUCAUCAUUGGCAACGGCGACGAGAAGCGUGGUCUCAACAAGCACAUGUGGGAGUGUCCGGCUCUGAAGGCCGCUCUCGGCAAGGGCUGGAUCUUCGACGGCAACAAGCUGGCUUGGUCCAUGAACCCCAUCAACCGUGAGAUUCGCCUCAUGAUUGACCUCGACUCUAAGGAGAACGGUGGCACUGGCAAGCCUCGCAAGGAUGGCAAGUUCAACACUCAUCGCGUGCAGAUCCGCCAGACCAACCAAGUCGGCUUCGAUGUCCUUACGUCCUACCUCGAGGGUAAGACCGGCUUUAACAACGCGAAUCUGGAGGCAAUCAACUUCUUUGAUCAUCUCCUUCGCGAGUAUCCCCGUCUAAACUACACAUCCAUCAAGCGCAGCUUCUUCGCCAAGGGCCAGACCCGUUUCGAUCUUGGCAAUGCUGUUGAGGCCUUCAAGGGUGUCUAUCAGUCUUUGCGUAUUGCCCACUGGGGUGGCAAUCCGGCCUGCCUUUCCAUUAAUGUCGACGUGGCCAACGGCACGUUCUGGAAGGAGCUGCCGGUGCAUCUCGCGGCGUUGCAGCUCACUGGUCGCCGUGACAUGAACGACCUUAUCCUGGCAUUGAAGCAAGGCGAGGGGGGUAGGUGUGGCCAGGAUCUGAAGAAGAUGCGCAAGCUGCACGUCGAGGCCAGUCAUCGUGGUGCGAAGGAAAUUGACAACUAUGUCAUUGAGCGAUUCAUCUUCAAGUCUGCUCGCGAACACAAAUUCGAGAACGAAGACAAGAAGAUGGUCUCGGUCUACGACUAUUUCGCUCAGAAGUACAACAUCCGCCUCCAGCACCCCGACCUGCCUCUCUGCAAGAUGACCAAAGGCAAGAGCACGGUUCUGCCUAUGGAAGUCCUUAAGAUCAAGGGCAAUGAGCGCUACGCAUUCAAGAUGGAUGAGCGUCAGACGUCCAACAUGAUCAAGUUUGCUGUUGAGCCUCCUCCGCAGCGUUGGAACGCUAUUCAGCAUGGUCUUGGUAUGCUGAAGUGGGAUCAGGAUCCUGUGUUGAAAGCCUUCGGUGUUGAGAUCGAUCCACAGCGUACCGUGGUCGAUGGUCGCCUGAUUCCUGCUCCCACGGUCAAGUUCGGCACGGGUGAUGCUAGGCCUGGCACCUCUGGUCGAUGGGACCUCAAGGGCAAGAAGUUCUUGCAGCCCAACCCUGCUCCGCUCAAGAGCUGGGGUGUGUGCGUCAUUCCUGGCCGUCGUGGCGGUAAACCCGACAAGGCCAUCGUUGAGAACUUCAUGAACGAGUUUGUUAAGAUCUACGGUAUGCACGGUGGUAGGGUCGAGAACAAGAAACCGACCUUCAUCCUGGCCAACGGUGACGAUGUUGGUACUUGGGUCACCGAAGCUUGGAACAAGACCGGUAACGCAAACAACGCUCGUCCUCAGAUUCUGGUCUUCAUUCUUCCCGACAAGGACUCCGGCACUUAUGGUCGCAUCAAGCGCUCAGCUGAAUGCCGCUACGGCGUCGUCUCCCAGUGCAUGCAGUACGCUCACGUGCAGAAAUGCCAGGGCCAGUACAUCUCCAAUGUUUGCAUGAAGUUCAACGCGAAGCUGGGCGGUUCGACGUGCCGCGCUGUGGGCGAUGCGAAGAAGAACAACAAGGAGACGGGCUUGUUCUCUGUCCCAACUAUGAUCCUUGGUGCUGACAUCUCCCAUGGCGCUCCUGGCAGUGAGACCCCAUCAAUGGCCGCGCUCACCUGUUCUAUGGACCGCCUUGCUAUCCGCUAUGCAGCUGCUUGCGAGACCAAUGGCUUCCGUGUCGAGAUGAUGACUACGGACAACAUCAACUCUAUGCUCAAACCUCUUGUUCAGUCUUGGGUUGGCGCCGUUGGUGGUGGCAAGUUCCCUCAGCGUAUCUUCUACUUCCGCGAUGGUGUGUCUGAAGGCCAGUACCAGCAUGUCCUCCAGCAGGAGGUCGCGGAUAUGAAGGCCCUGCUAAAGACGGCUGAUCCGAAGCUCAACAUCCCCUUCAUCGUGGUCGUUGGUGGUAAGCGUCAUCACGUCCGCUUCUUCCCCGAGAAGGGUGAUCGUAACGGCAACCCUCUUCCGGGCACUCUCGUCGAGACUGGUGUCACUCAUCCGUACGAGAACGACUUCUUCUUGUGCUCCCACACCGCCAUCAAGGGUACUGCUCGUCCUAUGCACUACCAUGUCUUGCUAAACGAGGUUGGCAUGUCCAACGAGGAGCUCCAGACAAUCAUCUACGAGCACUCAUACCAGUAUAUCCGCGCCACCACUCCGGUCUCUCAGCACCCUGCGAUCUACUACGCCCACAUCGCCUCCAACCGCGCUGUUCCUCACGAUCCGAAGUGGGCCGGCAGCAGCGAUGGUGCUCCUUCGGUUGCCUCGCGUCCUCGCUCUGGCUCUGCUUCAGGCUCUCAGGGUCGCUCGGGUGGUAGCUCUUCUGGUCCGCCAAUCAACGUUGACAAAUUGAUGCCGAUGCCCAACCAGAGCAACAUCUUCAACAGCAUGUGGUACAUCUAG
Messenger RNA from Recurvomyces mirabilis, 2928 nucleotides. It is a transcript of the gene ago1, whose product is annotated as Protein argonaute. NCBI's taxonomy places the organism in Eukaryota, Fungi, Ascomycota, Dothideomycetes, Mycosphaerellales, Teratosphaeriaceae. Gene Ontology annotation, molecular function: RNA endonuclease activity; single-stranded RNA binding; protein binding. Bases 1 to 2928 code for a protein of 975 amino acids. The record is from RefSeq and is a predicted model, not a curated record. Gene Ontology annotation, biological process: regulatory ncRNA-mediated post-transcriptional gene silencing. The transcript has a single exon.